AUGUGUAGUUGCCGAAGCAGGGGACGAUGUCUUCAGCAUCUUAGUGCCUUGAGGAGAAUGUUCUCUGAGUGCCCGUUGGUAAGUGACGAAGCUGCCGAGUAUUGCUAUGCCGAUAAAUUGAGUGGGCUGAAGGAGGACCAUGUCCAGCAAGUUCUCGGGCUUUCGGCAAUCGUCAGUCGAUAUGUUUGCUCCCACUUUUUAUGA
Molecule: messenger RNA, 204 nt
Organism: Prunus armeniaca (apricot)
Lineage: Eukaryota; Viridiplantae; Streptophyta; Magnoliopsida; Rosales; Rosaceae
Source: the annotation of a GenBank genome assembly